Molecule: messenger RNA, 1998 nt
Organism: Alternaria arborescens
Lineage: Eukaryota; Fungi; Ascomycota; Dothideomycetes; Pleosporales; Pleosporaceae
Exons: 1
Coding region: 1-1998 (665 amino acids)
Source: RefSeq, a predicted model, not a curated record
AUGCCGCUCAUCACUCCCUCCCGCCUCGCCAUCAUCAUCGUCUCCUUUUCGCUCAUAACUUUCUUCUGGACUUUCGGCCUGCCGCACCAAACCCCCCAACCUUCGAUACCUGCCAUCGACCACUAUGACCAUAAGAAUGUGCAUACCGACCCGAUAAUACCGCCCCCCGUCAUCGAGACACCGCUCGCGACAACACCAAGCCCGGUAGCACAUGAAGACCGACCUGCUGAAACAGACGAUCACAGAUGGGAUGACAAGGGAGCACAAGGUGGCAAGGGACAAGCGAAACCGCCUGCGCCUACCAAGACGGGCAUUGUGGAUUACGAGAAGGAUGGCGGACGAUGGGAGGACAAGGAAAAGUCCAAGGGCGGUAACAAGUCCCAGCACAAGGCAGACGCAAGCGCAAUCACGGUCCCUACAACACUAGCCACCGAGGCUAUACCCGCUUCCAAGAGUGCGGAUGCGGCCAAUGCGAGUGUUGCGCCUGCGAAGCCUGCCGAAGCAAUUCCUACACAAGUCGUCGAGAAGUUCUGCAGCGAUGCCGACGGAGCCAAAGACGUCAUGGUUGUGCUCAAGACGUCCAAAGCUGAGAUUGAAAAGCUCAGCGGCCAUCUCAGCAACCUCCUGUCCUGCGUCCCUACCUUCGCCAUCUUCAGCGACCACGCCGGAGAGUUCCAAGGACACAAAGUAUACGAUGCGCUCGAUUCUAUCAGCCACGACGUCAAGUUCAAGAACAACGAGUUCCAGGAAUACCAGCUUAUGCAUGCUGACGCAGAGCACAAGCCGGACGCGAAGAAGACGGCAGACUUGGACAAGUGGAAGUUCUUGCCCAUGGUCUACAAGGCAUACCACAUGAACCCCAGCGCCAAGUUCUUCGUCUUCCUCGAAGCCGACACGAGCUUGAGCUGGACGAACGUACUGCAGUGGUUUAACAGGCUGGACUACCGGAUACCCUACUACAGCGGAGCUCCUUACUUUAUUGCCGGCACACAAGUAGCGCAACGCGGAGCAGGCAUCUUCUUGUCUCAGGGCGCUAUACGACGAUACGCCAAAUCCUACGACGAAAUUUACCAGACCAAAUGGGAAAAGGACACAGGCACAGAAUGCUGCGGUGACCUGAUGCUGGCGAAGGCCCUUGGAGACGCACACGUCGAGUUCUAUGCUUCUUGGCCUCUCCUCCAGAGCGAGCAGCCAAGUACACUGGACUACACCAGGAAGCACUGGUGUGCUCCUGCAGUCUCGUGGCAUCAUAUCGAUGGUAAUGCCCUUACCAGGAAAUGGAAUAUUGAGAAGAAAUGGACCACCGCCAAUGGCUGGAAGAAGCCAUAUCUGUACCGUGACGCUUACCACGACUCUGUCGAACCGCACAUCGAAACGCAGAAAGUAGGCUGGGACAACUUGAGCCAGGACACGAAGAUCGUUGCGCCAGAAGGACGGCAGAAACAGAUGAAAGAGGAUGCCGAGAAGAAGAAAAAUGAGGGCCAAGAGCACGAUCUAGGGGAACCAGAGGACAAACCCAAGGAAGAAGCUAAACCUCAAGGAGAGGAGAAGAAAGACCCCAAACCUCAAGCAGAGGAGAAGAAGGAGCCCGAGAAAAUCAAGGUCGACAGCACACCACCACCAGACUCCCGGAUCUAUCAAGAAGCCGGCCCCGGCUCCAAAUCUAAACGCGAAGAGAAGAAGGACGGCAAGAAGGGUGACAAGAAAGAAGACAAAGAUAAGAAACCAGAACCGCCUAACUGGGAUAAGCUCGCCGAGAAACACCCCGACGCGGCGGACAGCUCUGAGCGCUGCCAGAAUGUCUGCCAGCAAGUUGAGGACUGUUUACAAUGGCGGUACACGACCAAAGGAGAUGGAGAGUGUCAUCUCAGCAAGGUGGUUAGGUUGGGUGGGAAGGUUGGCGAUGACCAGUGGACGAGUGGGUGGUUAGUCGACAGGAUCCAGGGGCUUACCAAGGAGUGGGCGUGUAAGGAGGUCAAGUGGAGGUUUUAUCAGUGA